Messenger RNA from Eucalyptus grandis, 1413 nucleotides. RefSeq names its product transcription factor TGA2-like. Lineage: Eukaryota; Viridiplantae; Streptophyta; Magnoliopsida; Myrtales; Myrtaceae. The transcript has 8 exons. Gene Ontology annotation, molecular function: DNA-binding transcription factor activity; sequence-specific DNA binding. The coding region runs from base 117 to 1115 and encodes 332 amino acids. Gene Ontology annotation, biological process: regulation of DNA-templated transcription; DNA-templated transcription. The record is from RefSeq and is a predicted model, not a curated record.
GCGUGCGACAACUCUGUUUACAUCUCGGAGGACACUGCCAGAAAAGGAUUGGCCCCUAAAUCUUGCGUUGAGACCUGCAUUAAUAUAGAGUAUUCAGAAGAAUCAUAGAAAUCCAAAUGGCCGAUGGUAGUCCAAGAACCGACAUCUCAAGUGAUGACACAGAUGAGAAGAAUCAGAGGUUCGACAGGGGUAAAUCUACAGCUAUUGUUGCCUAUGACUCCAGUGACAGAUCAAAGGACAAGACCGAUCAAAAGACUCUUCGCAGGCUUGCUCAAAACCGCGAGGCGGCAAGAAAAAGCCGAUUAAGGAAAAAGUAUGCAUAUGUCCAACAACUGGAGAGUAGCCGCUUGAAGCUAACUCAACUAGAGCAGGAACUCCAGCGAGCAAGACAACAGGGGAUAUUCAUAUCAAGCUCAGGAGACCAAGCUCACUCAUCUGGUGGAAAUGGGGCCAUGACAUUUGAUGUAGAAUAUGCCCGGUGGUUGGAAGAGCAAAACCGGCAAAUCAAUGAGCUGAGGUCAGCGGUGACUGCCCAUGCAGGUGAUGGGGAGCUACGUAUCAUUGUUGAUGGCAUCAUGGCACACUAUGAUGAAAUCUUCAGGCUGAAGAGUAAUGCAGCCAAGAACGAUGUUUUCCAUCUCUUGUCGGGAAUGUGGAAAACACCAGCUGAGAGAUGUUUUAUGUGGCUUGGCGGAUUUCGUCCAUCAGAACUCCUCAAGCUUCUCGUGAAUCAGUUGGAGCCGCUGACAGAGCAGCAGCUGACGGGUAUCGGAAACUUGCAGCAAUCCUCCCAGCAGGCAGAAGACGCGUUGUCUCAGGGGAUGGAAGCAUUGCAGCAAUCUCUUGCCGAGACAUUGUGCAGCGGAUCUCUGGGUUCUGCGGGUUCAUCUGGCAAUGUGGCAAAUUACAUGGGUCAAAUGGCCAUGGCUAUGGGAAAGCUAGGGACACUUGAUGGGUUUAUCCGCCAGGCUGACAACCUGCGGCAACAGACUCUACAACAAAUGAAUCGCUUAUUAACGACUCGUCAGUCAGCUCGUGCACUCCUUGCAAUUCAUGAUUAUUUCUCCCGACUUCGGGCCCUUAGUUCCCUCUGGCUUGCCCGUCCAAGAGAAUGAAGAGGUCAUGGUCUAUGCAGGCUGACAUGUACAUUGGUGAUCUUUAGGAAGCUAUCAGUUUUGAAGUAGUUUCGGACCUAGAACUGGUUUAUUUCUAGUUUUCUUCAUUUUUUUUUUCUUUUGGCUAUAAUUAUUUUUUCUUUCUUAGACACGAAGUCACAGAGAAUUGAUUGAUGGUAUGCUAAGCUAUCAUAGGUUGGGAUUGCAUUGUUCUCAUUGAAGAUACUGCUAAUUGUGUAGGCACUCCUGUUCAUUAGUCAUCUAAUAAUUGGUGCAACCAUUAUUGCAGUUUCUGGAA